Molecule: messenger RNA, 762 nt
Organism: Pieris macdunnoughi
Lineage: Eukaryota; Metazoa; Arthropoda; Insecta; Lepidoptera; Pieridae
Source: the annotation of a GenBank genome assembly
AUGUCUUCAAACGUUGAACAAGAUAUCGACAUAAUGUAUGGUUUAAAAACUGUUUUGAGUCGAAUAGAAAUUGCUGUGUCUAAAAGAAGUAAGGAUUUGCCGCAAAUUGUACCGACAUUAAUUGCUGUAUCUAAAAUAAAGCCAGCAUCGUUAAUAAUACAAGCAUAUGAAGCUGGACAGCGGCACUUUGGUGAAAACUAUGUGAAUGAACUGUCAGAAAAAGCCAAUGACCCCCAAAUACUGGAGCUUUGUAAAGAUAUCAAAUGGCACUUUAUUGGUCAUUUACAAACCAAUAAAAUAAACAAACUACUUCAGUCACCUAAGCUUUACAUUGUUGAAACAGUUGACUCUGCAAAACUUGCAGAUAACUUAAACAAGCAGUGGGAAAAAUUCCGCCAAGGAGAUGAGAGGCUACGAGUUAUGGUGCAAGUUAAUACAAGUGCUGAAGAAGCAAAAAAUGGCAUAGAACCUUCAGAAACUAGCACAUUAGUGAAGCAUGUGUUAGAAAAUUGUCCCAACCUUAAUCUUAAGGGUCUUAUGACUAUUGGGCAGUAUGAUUAUGACGUGUCUCUUGGGCCAAAUCCAGAUUUCUUGUUACUUGCCAAAUGUAGAGAAGAGGUUUGUCAAAAUCUAAAUCUGGACAUCAAUGAUGUUGAAUUAUCUAUGGGAAUGUCUGCAGAUUAUGAACAUGCGAUUGAACUGGGAGCAACAAGUGUUCGCGUUGGUUCUACGAUAUUUGGUGCUAGGCCACUAAAAAAAUAA